UCAGAGUUGGGGUGGGCACAGGGCUGUCCCCCAGCUCUCCCUGCGCCCUCCCUGUAGUUCCAGGGCACCUGGUAUGUGGUCGGGGUGGCAUCAGAUGACCAGGGCUUCCUAGACUCCAAGGACAACCUGAAGAUGCCCGUGGUCUUGGUGAACCCCUUGGCAAACGGUGACCUGGCCCUCAAGUUUGGGUACUCUACGCCUGAUGGCGGGUGCCAGAAGGUGGACACGACCUUCACUAAGGGUGCUGUGGAUGGGCAGUUCAGCGACACUGCCUUGGCGCAGACGGACAUCCGCGUGGUGUCCACCGACUACAAGCAUUUCGCAGUGCUGUACGUGGAGACGCAGAAGGAGGGCGUCAGGAGCGUCUGGCUGCAGCUCUACGCCCGCGCCCCGGAGCUGUUUCCCGAGGGCGCCCAGAAGAUGCAGCAGCUGGCGCCCCAAGUAGGCCUGAACCCCAGCCAGGGUGCCCUGCUGCCCUCAUCAGACCAGUGUGCUGGCGCCUUCUCCUAGGUGAGUACCCAGGGCCAGGCCUGGACUCCCCUCCCCAGACUGUGCAGUGCCCCGUGCCCCAUGCCCCAGGGUCCCUCCUGGCCAAAAGCUGCACAGUGGGGGUCCUCAUCCUGGGAACAAGGUGGGGACCGUCCCAUGGAAUCAAAGGGGGACAGCAAGCAGCAGUGGGGAGGAACAGAGUGGGGGCCCUCGGCCUGGGCCCAGGCAGGAGGCGAGAAGAUGGUGCUCACCCCGCUCCGCCUGCUGUCUUGUUUGCAAGGAAGGACCUGGCCCAGGAGCGCCCACCUUGGGGGCCCACGCUCUGCACGCUAGGCCUCCCCCAGAGAGCGCACACCACUUCUCUCUGCCAUCCCUUCCCCAGCACAAUAAAUCAUCUCCUG
This is a messenger RNA of Neogale vison (American mink), 890 nucleotides long. RefSeq names its product lipocalin like 1 (gene LCNL1). The coding region runs from base 133 to 510 and encodes 125 amino acids. NCBI's taxonomy places the organism in Eukaryota, Metazoa, Chordata, Mammalia, Carnivora, Mustelidae. The transcript is spliced from 5 exons. The record is from RefSeq and is a predicted model, not a curated record. Gene Ontology annotation, molecular function: small molecule binding.